UUUUCAGCCACAAACAAAGAAGGAACAGUACUUGAAAGAGGGGGUUUCCAAACCUGUAUUUCCAACUUGUGCUAGCCUAGCUACUUGCAAAUCUUGGAAUAUCUUACUUCAUCCAAAUCCCUUGAAGUCUGCAGAGAAGAUAAAAGACAUGGCUUUGAUCGGAGAGGCUCUUAUCUCUGCUUCCGUCCAGGUGUUGUGCAACAGAAUUACUUCGCCCGAGUUCGUUGACUUAUUUCGGCACAAGAAACUCGAUGAGCCACUCCUCAUGAAGCUGAAGACGACACUGUUGACCUUAUACGCAGUUGUGGAUGACGCAGAGGAGAAGCAAAUUAAGAAACCUGCUGUGAGGGAUUGGCUCGACGAGCUCAAACAUGCUGUCUUUGAUGCAGAGGACUUAUUCGAUGAGAUCGACAUGGAAGCUUUACGAUGCAAGUUCGAAGGCGAAGAUCAAACCGGAAAAUUUACCAACAAGGUGCGGAACUUGCUCUUUUCUUCUCGCAAUCAUUUUUAUCAGAGCAUGAAUGAUAAGAUACAAGAGUUACUAGCAAGGUUAGAAAAUUUCGUACAACUGAAAAGUGCUCUAGGUCUGAGAGAAGAUGCUGGGCUGAAGGUUUCACAAAGAACUCCAACAACUUCCUUGGUUCAUGAACCUUGUGUCUAUGGUAGAGAUGAAGUCAAAGAAAAUCUCUCAAAAGUGUUGCUAUCUGAUGAUGCAAGCAAGGAUGAUGUGUCUGUUCUCACCAUUGUUGGA
Prunus mume (Japanese apricot) is the source of this 751-nucleotide messenger RNA. The record is from RefSeq and is a predicted model, not a curated record. Lineage: Eukaryota; Viridiplantae; Streptophyta; Magnoliopsida; Rosales; Rosaceae.